AAAAAUCAAAUUAAAACUAAAUUUCUGGACAAAAAUUAUUUUCGCAACACCCAGUAUUGAUAGAUAAAAGUGAGUCAUUAUUUCUGGCAAUGGUUGAUUGAAUUUAGGUUUUUCUGUGGUCUACUGGGGGUAGACUGCGCUCAAGUUACUAAGAUUGGCAACACCUUGCUGUUAGCUUACACAAUUCGGGGAUGUUUGGAUUAGAUAAAACCAGGAUAAAAUUCUGACAUCUUCUGUUCAGACCUGUAUGUUUUUCUGUGUGAACUCAUAUUAAUAAAGAAUUGUUAUCUGCAACCUGAAGAUAUGAGUACAUUUUUGUGAUGUGUUUGAUGGGGGAAAAAAUGGCAUCUGCAUGGCUGGUUUUGUAAAACUGUUACUCUGGCACUUGUUUCUUGUUUGAUUUCACUUUAAUAUCAAAGCUAUAUCAAGUCAAAAUGGCUUUGCAAACAGACAACAACAUUCACGUGAUAAUGUCAAUAUUUGUACAAGAUUAAAUGAGCCAUGUGCUCAAUUUAAAUCAGUUAACCUGCAGGUUUGGGCAAUUCUCUUUCAAACAUUUGAUUCCGGCAAUGUUAUGUCAUUUACUUUGAUAUUAUAUCUUUAAAAUUUAAGGACUUAAUGGGUCACUUUUACGAGCUGUAAUUUAUUCCUCUGUUUGUGUAACACAGGAUGCCAGCAGUGGGUUUACUGGCUGAGAAUCCCCCUUGUAACCCGCAUGUAACAUGCAGAGAAUUUCUCUGUCGGAGCGAGAGGAGCUGAUCGAAUCCCUGGAUGCAGAGGCCAUCUACGACUACCUGAUCCAGCAUGGAGUCCUGCACCAAGUGGAGAAGGAGAAGAUCGAGAACGGCAAGAACAAGGCGCAGCGGAACACGGCCCUGUUACAGCUGGUGGAGGGAACGGGAAGCUCCGCGGUGGCACUGUUUAUCAACGCCCUGCGACAGUCCGGCCAGCUCUCCCUCGCUAGCUCCCUAGAUGAGAAUUCUAGGAUCAAACCCAUCUAUGGCUCCGGGUACCUUGGCAAGGACAGAUACAAAGGACAAGUGACCAUCAAUGUUGAGGUGGACAGAAUCUUUGGGGUGUUUCCCAGCUGGGAGGAAGGGGAUGACCUGGACGAGAAGACAGGGGAUACCCCAGAGAAGGAGAGGAGGAAGAGAGAGGGGAUAGCUCCAGUCCUCACUCCUCGCAGGGCCCACAAGUCAUAUGAGAACAUGACAAUGAUUGGGGAGGAGUGGUCCUCAGGAGGAAGGAGGAUAAAGGAGUACGCUUACGAUGAAAGUGACGAGGAAAUGUCCUCUUGCUGGUGCUUCUGUCGAAGGUCCAAAACCAAAAAGAAACCUCCGGCCAAGCGUAAGCUGAAGUACGAAGUAAAGAAUGUGAUAACAAGGUCCCCUUCUCCUGUUAAACCACUCAAAGGGAACGAACUCUUGAAGAAUCUGCGUCAUGAGGGUCCAACCAUCAUAAGGUCAAGCAGUAGAACUAGUUUCAUUUCGUACACUUUAUCCACAGAGGCCAUUAAUGUGUUAAAGGACAGCCAUGUUUUCAACAAGAUUGGAAGUUUAGAAAGCAUGCAGAACAGGAAGAAUUCCAUCAACUGUAAUGGUGAUAGGUUGGAUCAGUGUGAUACUAAUGAUAAGGAAAAUCUGGGCAACCACACAGAGAAUAAUCUAAACAAUGAUCAAAGGAAAAAGAGAGAAAACUUAAAUUUGUCACUACAGACAGAGAAACCUGUGGAGCAUUGCCUUAUGUGGAGGCAUCGAGGGCCAACGUUCAAGAAGUUGGUGGAGAGGUUCUACAAAUCCCUAACUAGUGCGAUGAACAUGUCCAUCAUCAAGUACUUUGAACAGGAGCGGGGAACUCUUGUCCUACGUGUGGACAUGGAAAACUCCCUGAUGGUGUGCAAUAUAUGUAUGACUCCUAAACAAGUGACUGAUGUCUGCGUCAACCUAGAGGACGGUAGUCUGCUGAGAGUGUUUGAAUCUAUUCUGGUCACCAACGACAUUCUGGAGGAUUUGGCGGUGCGCCAGAUCAAGCUUCGAGUGGUGAUUGACAGCGAUGAACUUGCCCUUGCUAAGCAAGAGUUGGCUUGAUUGGUCCAUAUUGCUGUACAUAUCUUCUCUAAUGUUCGUUUUAGAUGGAUAGGUUUUGAAGAGAGGAGAGUUUUAUGUCUGCAUUUUGUUAUACAUGUGUAGUGUAUUGUGGAUUAAGAUGUAUAUGUAUAGUAUAAAUAUUCAACAAGUCACUCUUUUCAAUAAGGAUUUUUCAAUGAUACUUUAUUUUUUGUUACUGCGAUUUUGUUUUUUUAAUAUUUUCCCAACUCAGUGUUUACUUACUAACGUACUGGUGAAUUUAUUAGCCUUUUAUCAAAAACUUCAGCUAGUCUUGCACACAUUUUUAGAUGUGCUGUUUACGAUAAACACAUUAGUCACGGACGAAGCAUUGCUUUAUGCAUCAUGCAUAUAACACUUCUUUUGUUCUUAUUGUCUAGGGAACAGUUUUUUCUUUCUUUCUUUUUUUUUACUUAUUAUAGAAUAUUAGACAUAUCUUUUAAUGAAGUGGUUGCUCAUUGACAUAUUUUGAGGUCUAUAGAUAUGAUGGGACUUGGUGAUUGAGUUUAUUCAUUGCUUUUUUCAGCAGUGGUGUUGUUCAAAUAUGUUAUCACUUUAUUUUGUUAUGACCAUACUCAAAUGUUGUUUGUUUCAGCCUUAAUACUCGUGAGGGUUUUAAUAUCACAAGUUUCUCUCCAUAUUUUCUUAAAAUGCAAUCUAUGUAGAAACUACAACAUGUGGUUUAAACAUUUGACAGUUAGUUUGAUUAAGUUCCCAUAGAGCAUACUGUAUAUAUUGAAAUAAAAAUUUUCAUGAAAAUAAUGGAGAUAUUGUCCAACUAGCACCUGAUCCUUUCCCUGCUUUCACCAAUUAAACAUAUUCCUCCUGCUUCUCUGAAAAUUCAUGUUGAAUUAUUUUUUUAAUAUUGAAGAUGUACUAUUUUUUUCAUGUAUAGAUAAUACUAUUCAGAUGAUUUCAAAAUACAUGUGUAGACUAUUUUGAGAAAAAAAAGAAUUUUUGGUUCAGAGUUGAUUUCAAGUGACCAAUGCCAUUAUCUCUGCUGAAAUGUCUUCUAAAGACAUCAUACAAUUUAUUUUUUUUUUCAAUAUUAUAAGCUUUUAUAUACUUUUGGGCAUUUCUGACUAUUGGUCAGUACUAAGAUUGUAUUUUUUAAGAAAUAGACCACACUAUUUGAUUGCAUCUGUAAUUUGCUAUAAGAAAAGUGCCAUAACUCUUCCAAUUCAUUUUGCUAUUAGUGUUCAGUGGUAGUAUAUGGGCGAUAAUUGAGUGUACUUGGGAUUCAGUAUCAUCACUUUGUCUACGCAUCAUAAUUCUUUGUCUUCCAUAUUAUAAGAGUCCAUUCCAGCUUCAAGUUGAUGCAAAGUCACAUGCAUAUAAAAUUUUGCCUGUUAACAGUCUGCUCACACUUAUAUUGUGUAUUAACAUGUUGUGAUUUUCGCUGAUUAAAAGUGGCAUAUACAGAUUAGAUCGUGAUCCAGAUGUACAUUAUUUUAAUUUUUUUUUAUGUAAGAAUCCAUUUGAUUACCUCUGUGUUUUAGUCUACAUGCCCUAAUUUUAUUGAAUUAUGUCCCUUUACAACAUCCCCCCUUUCCUCCCAUGGCCUGGUGCUUUUUUCCCUGUUUAAUUUUGUGAUGUUUUAUAAACAGCAUGAUUGUGUGAUUUUAUUAGAUAUAGCAUUUUUUUUAAGAAGCAGACUUAAUAUGUGUACAUAAGUAAAUGCCUAAUAAUAUAUUUUGAAAUAAAUAAGUUGAAAACAA
Messenger RNA from Magallana angulata, 3823 nucleotides. RefSeq lists its product as uncharacterized. NCBI's taxonomy places the organism in Eukaryota, Metazoa, Mollusca, Bivalvia, Ostreida, Ostreidae. The coding region runs from base 723 to 2087 and encodes 454 amino acids. Gene Ontology annotation, biological process: regulation of apoptotic process. The transcript has 4 exons. The record is from RefSeq and is a predicted model, not a curated record.